GGGCUGCAGGCUUCCCGCGGCAAAGUACAAAUGCACGGCGUCUGGAGCCCGAAGCGUGCACAGCGGCCUCGCUCAGCCUCUCCCGCGCCGCCGCCGAGGGUCCUGCAGUCCCAUCGCGCCGCUGGUCCGUGCCAGAGUCCGCACCGCCGCACCGCCGCCAGCCAGCGCCACCCGAGCACCGAACCCCGAGAGCCACGCGCGCCCCGCAGACCCCGGUUCUCUAGCUAGCGCCUUCUCCCUUUCUGCCAUCGCUUUUCCCUCCUGCCGGACCUUCCUCUAACUCCUCAUCUCCCAUCUCUCCAUCUCUCUCCCUUUUCUCCUUGUCCCCUUCCUACUGUCCUCUCAUCCCCACCUGAGACCUCUCCUGUCCUUGGCUCCUCUUCAUCUUUACUUCUUUGACUCCUUAGGCAGUGGUCCUACUUGGUCCUGGGAACUUUUACGUUCCUCUCAGAGUCUUACUUUCUCCCGGCUCAUCCCGGGGUUGUCUGACCUUGGGGCAAAGAAGGAUGGUUCCCGGGGUGAGAAUCUUCUCCUCUUUGCUGGGACUCGUGAUGCUCUGGUUCCCCUUGGACUCGCAAGCCCGAGCCCGCCCAGGCAAAGUCUGCCUUUUCGGUGAGAAGAUAUAUACCCCUGGCCAGAGCUGGCACCCCUACCUGGAACCACAAGGCACGAUAUACUGUGUGCGAUGUACCUGCACGGAGAGUGGCCACGUGAAUUGUUACCGCCUCCGCUGCCCGCCCCUCCGCUGCUCACAACCUGUGGUGGAGCCGCAGCAGUGCUGCCCCAGGUGUGUGGCUGACUUACCUUGCUCAGGAACCACACGCCCCUUCCCUCCAUCCUCUACCUCAGGGGUGACCUCAAGGCUGUUUGUGCCCAGGGAAAGAGGCUCUCCUGGGCCCCAAGGUUGUUCAACAGAGUUCAUUUCCAGUCUGGUGUGUUCUGUCUGUCAGGAAGGACACACCUACUGCGGUCUCAUGACCUGCCCUGACCCUGGCUGCCCCACCCCACUCCCUCUACCUGACUCCUGCUGUCAGACCCGCAAAGACAGGACAAGUGAGAGUUCAACUGAAGAAGACUUGGCGCAGUUGCAGCCCGGAGAGAGACAGGAUCCGCACUUGGAGGAGGGAAAGAGGAGAGUCCCCAGCACUCCAGCACCGACCAGCCUCAGUUUCCCUCUGGGUUUCAUCCCUCGCUACUUCCGACCCAUGGGAACGGGCAGCACCACCGUCAAGAUUAUUCUGAAGGAGAAGCAUAAGAAAGCCUGCACCCACAACGGGAAGACGUACUCCCACGGGGAGGUGUGGCACCCUACUGUGCUCUCCUUCGGCCCCAUGCCCUGCAUCCUGUGCACCUGUGUGGAUGGCGAGCAGGACUGCCAUCGCGUGACCUGCCCCACCCAAUAUCCCUGCAGUCAACCCAAGAAGAUGGCUGGGAAGUGCUGCAAGAUCUGCCCGGAUGAGGCAGAUGCCGACCACAGUGAGGUCAUUUCCACCAAGUGUCCCAAGGUGCCAGGCCAGGUGUCUGUGUACACGUUGGUCUCUCCAAGCCCAGACGGUCUGCACCGCUUUGUCCUGGAGCAUGAAGCCUCUGACCAGGUGGAGACCUACAUCUGGAAGCUAGUAAAAGGAAUCUUCCACUUGGUUCAAAUCAAGAGAGUCAGGAAGCAAGAUUUCCAGAAAGAAGCUCAGAACUUCCGGUUACUCACUGGCACCCAUGAAGGUUACUGGACCAUCUUCCUAGCCCAGACUCCAGAGCUGAAAGUCACAGCCAGCCCAGACAAAGCGACCAAGACAUUAUAACCAGGACCUAAACAGUUGCAGAUAUGAGAUUUAUUGUUUUUGUUAUUGUAUAUUAAUAAAGAGGUUGCAUUAC
This is a messenger RNA of Alexandromys fortis (reed vole), 1872 nucleotides long. RefSeq names its product chordin like 2 (gene Chrdl2). Gene Ontology annotation, molecular function: BMP binding. The record is from RefSeq and is a predicted model, not a curated record. Gene Ontology annotation, biological process: cell differentiation; negative regulation of BMP signaling pathway. NCBI's taxonomy places the organism in Eukaryota, Metazoa, Chordata, Mammalia, Rodentia, Cricetidae. Bases 507 to 1799 code for a protein of 430 amino acids. The transcript is spliced from 10 exons.